CCCCAAGGGCAAGCUCAGGAAACAGGCUGGCGCCCCAAUCCUAGACAGACCCCUGUGGUGGGGAGAGGAGCAGCCUCAGGCUGACCUUCCCGAGGCCCCUCCCCACCCAGGGCUGCUGAGCAGGAGCCCUGAUGUGGGCGUCAGGGCACUUGUCAUGGGCACUUGUGACCAUCCCUGGCUUCAGACGCAAGGGAAGGAAGGAGGUUCCCGCAGAACACACUCACGUGGCAGCUAACUGCCCCCUGCUAGGAUGGCAGUUGGUGGCAGUUAGGGGUCCUGUGCUCCUGACCUGGCUCCUCCUCCCCAGUUCGGCCCACAGAAAAUGAAGGGGCAGGUCAAGCUCUUCCCCUAGUGCGUAAAGCAGAUCAGCCUGGAUGUGACCCCGACCUUCCGCAGCCACAUCGUAUUCUGGGACCGCUAUGCUGGAGCUUAUCGUACCCCAAACUCACGUGCCACUAAGAACGCACCAUGGACAGCACCGGGCUGUCUUGCGAUGCCUGUCUGCACUGGAGCCCCUGCACACCAAGCAGGGUCUCCAAUGGAACCUCAGGAAGAUGCUGACCUCUCGCUGUGCAGGGUCACUGACCAUCAUGGUUUUCUGCAGGAAAAGGAGCUGCCUGGCCCCAGCCCCCAUGAGGCAAAGCAAAAAAUGCCAGGAGACCUGGAGAGCAGACAAGCAGGUGAAGAUGCUGUGCAAAUGGGACACAUACCAGCACAGCAAGAAGAUGCAUGGAAGCAUCUACAAAGGGGUCCCUCUGCAGGUGCGAGGUCAGGUUAAGUCCUGCCUGCUGGACACUGAGAAGGACAUCUGGAACAUCUGGACAUCUGGAACAAGCCAGAUCAUGAAGAGGAGAAGAAUCAGGGGCUACCACAAGCGGGUGCAGAGGGGAAUGCCUAGCUACAAAGGGGAGGCUCAGGGUGGAGCAGCUGCUCUGGGGCUGGAUGGGUAAAAUCCAGGAGCUGCACAUCCCACAGUGUGAGCUUUAAUGGAGACAAAUAGAAAAAAAAAUAAAAAUAAACAUCCAUCACACUGA
Messenger RNA from Canis lupus familiaris (dog), 1034 nucleotides. Its product is annotated as ubiquitin carboxyl-terminal hydrolase 6-like. The transcript has 7 exons. Lineage: Eukaryota; Metazoa; Chordata; Mammalia; Carnivora; Canidae. The coding region runs from base 420 to 950 and encodes 176 amino acids. The record is from RefSeq and is a predicted model, not a curated record.